CCAUCUCAAAAUCAGGGAGGAGAGCAUUGUUACUAUCAUGGCGUUCUCAGAGGACUGAAAGGAUCCUGGGCUGCUCUCUCCACCUGCCAUGGUCUCUGGGGAAUGUUCUCUGAUGGAAACUUCUCUUAUGGGAUUGAACCCGUCCAGCACUCCGACAUGCAGGCCCAGAACGUUCAUGUUGUCUACAGGAUGCCUGAUGUCCAGCUGACCAGGCCACACUGCCCAGAAUGCACUGUGUCCCAUGACUCUGAAAGUGACUCUGCCGUUGAAGAUGACACACUCGUUUCCAUGGAGACAGACAAGCCCACUUUCACCUACGGGCUGAGACGGGCCAAAAGGCAGAUCCGGAGGCCUCAGCGCACUGUCCAGACUGAGACCAAAUACGUGGAGCUGCUGGUGGUGAACGACUACGACCUGUUUGUUCAGAUGCGCAGAUCCACCGCUCAGACACGCAACUUUGCUAAAGCUGUCGUCAACAUGGCUGAUGCAAUUUACAAAGAACAACUCAACACUCGGAUUGUGCUCAUCGCCAUGGAAACGUGGUCAUCCCAGAACAUGGUGUCAGUUGGAGAUGACCCUCUGAUGACCUUGCGUGACUUCAUGAAGUACAGGAGAGAGAACAUCAAGGAGAAGAGUGACGCCGCACACCUCUUAUCGGGGCGUACGUUCCACAGUGCCCGUAGUGGCACAGCCUACAUUGAGGGCAUUUGCUCUCCAACACGAGGAGGCGGAGUCAAUGAGUAUGGAAACGUUGGACCCAUGGCCAUCACUCUUUGCCAGAGUUUAGGGCAGAAUCUGGGCAUGAUGUGGAAUAAAGAACGCGCCACUGCAGGAGAUUGUAGAUGUCCAGACCCAUGGCUUGGCUGUAUUAUGGAGGACACUGGAUACUACCUACCAAGGAAGUUCUCCCGUUGCAGUGUAGAGGAAUACGUCCGCUUCCUCCAGGAGGGAGGGGGCAGCUGCCUCUUCAACAAACCAACCAAGUUACUGGAUCCUCCAGAAUGUGGGAACGGAUUUGUAGAGCAGGGAGAAGAGUGUGACUGCGGUUCCCAAGUGGAGUGCUCCCGAGCCGGGGGAGCGUGCUGCAAGAAGUGUACCCUUACCCAUGAUGCAAUGUGCAGUAAUGGACUCUGCUGCAACAGGUGUAGGUACGAGCAGAGAGGAGUAGUGUGUCGAGAUCCGGUCAAUGACUGUGACGUCCCAGAAAUGUGUACUGGUGAUUCCAGCCAGUGUCCCCCUAAUGUCCAUAAACUGGACGGCUACAUGUGCGAUGCAGGACAGGGUCGUUGCUAUGGCGGCCGCUGUAAGACCAGAGAUGCCCAGUGUCAAGCGCUGUGGGGGCACAAUGCAGCAGAUCGUAUCUGCUAUGAGAAGCUGAACACUGAGGGGACGGAGAAGGGGAACUGUGGGCGGGACCCCAGUGGACAGGGCUGGGUCCAGUGCAACAAACAAGAUGUUCUGUGUGGCUUUCUGCUGUGUACAAAUAUGACGAUGAAGCCGCGGUACGGAGAUCUGCAAGGAGAAGUUACAAGCCUCACAAUCUACCAUCAGAACAAGUACCUGGACUGCCGAGGAGGUCACGCAGUUUUGGAGGACGGCACAGAUUUGGGUUAUGUAGAAGAUGGCACUCCGUGUGGUCCCAACAUGAUGUGUCUGGACCACCGCUGCCUACCUGUCAUGACCUUUAACCUCUCCUCAUGCCCGGGCUCGUCAUCUUCACACAUCUGCUCUGACCACGGGACGUGCAGCAACGAGGUGAAGUGUAUCUGUGACACAGACUACACGGGGAAGGACUGUAGUGUGUAUGACCCCAUCCCUGACCCCCAGCUUCCAGAGGGACCAGAGAAAUACAAAGGACCCAGUGGUACUAAUAUAAUCAUCGGUUCAUUGGCAGGAGCCAUUCUGCUGGCAGCUAUAGUGCUGGGGGGCACUGGCUGGGGAUUCAAAAAUAUCCGGAGAGGAAGAUCUGGAGGAGGAUAAGAAGUCUGUCCAUCCACUGUCCUGUCCUCUUUACCUACACUGUGUUCUUUUCAUUUUGAGCAGAAGGGAGGAAAGGGGGGAAAAAGAAAACGUCUUCCACUCACUCAGAAAACUACAACCUCCACGAGCCCUCACUCUUACGGUUUCCUGUUUCCUGUCUUUCACCUCUUGCCUCUAGUCUGCAUGGUAGGAAGAACAUUCCAGAUUAUUGCCCUAGGCUUUAUAUCGGAAAGAUGCUGAUCUAGCUCCAG
This is a messenger RNA of Colossoma macropomum (tambaqui), 2231 nucleotides long. It is a transcript of the gene adam11, whose product is annotated as ADAM metallopeptidase domain 11. The transcript has 24 exons. The coding region runs from base 103 to 1980 and encodes 625 amino acids. Gene Ontology annotation, biological process: proteolysis. The record is from RefSeq and is a predicted model, not a curated record. Gene Ontology annotation, molecular function: metalloendopeptidase activity. NCBI's taxonomy places the organism in Eukaryota, Metazoa, Chordata, Actinopteri, Characiformes, Serrasalmidae.